UCAAUUUUCAAUCAUGAUUCACGGUAUAAUUUGGACUGUCGUUUUUGCGCUGUUCUGCCCAAAAUGAAAGCGAUGUGUCUAAGCUCACCAAUCCCGAAUGUUGGUUAUAAAACCCACCAUCCCGCCGGUGUCUCUCGUCCUCCGCAAAAGCUGCAAUUCUUCUGCUUCCUACAACCGCCAUUCGCCACCGUCGCCGGGUUCACGACGAAAGGGAACCCCGUCCGCUCUGCACAUUUAUAAACAAGCCCUAACCAGAGGGAUCCAAGUUCCAAUCUUAAAGGGGGCGAGGGCGAGUGAGAUGACGCUCAUGGAUAACUACAUUGCGGGAACAUUCAUGGUUUCUCUUCUAGGGUUUGUUCUUUUCUACGUUAUGAGCAAAAAAGCCAGUGAAACCCGCCGGAAUGGCGUCGGAACGCCUACUUGUACGGAUAACGGCGAAUGUGGGGCCCGCAAGGAGUCCGAUGCCGAUGUCAUUAUCGUCGGAGCUGGUGUCGCCGGUGCUGCUCUCGCUCACACCCUUGGCAAGGAUGGACGAAGGGUUCGUGUGAUUGAAAGAGAUUUAACAGAACCUGACCGGAUUGUUGGUGAAUUGCUCCAACCUGGUGGUUAUCUUAAAUUAAUUGAGCUUGGCCUUCAAGAUUGUGUUGAUAAAAUUGAUGCUCAGCGUGUUGUUGGCUAUGCACUUUUCAAAGAUGGGAAGAACACUAAAGUGUCUUAUCCUCUAGAAAAUUUCAGUUCUGAUGUGUCUGGCAGAAGCUUUCAUAACGGGCAGUUCAUACAGAGGAUGAGAGAAAAAGCUGCCUCCCUUCCCAAUGUUCAAUUGGAGCAAGGUAGUGUAACGUCGUUGCUUGAAGAAAAUGGAACUGUAAAAGGUGUUCAGUACAAAACUAAAGAUGGUCAAGAACAUAAAGCUUAUGCUCCUCUUACAAUAGUUUGUGAUGGCUGCUUUUCAAACUUACGACGCUCUCUCUGCAACCCCCAGGUUGAAAGUCCAUCUCACUUUGUUGGUUUGGUACUGGAGAAUUGUCAACUUCCAUACGCGAAUCAUGGGCAUGUUAUUUUGGCAGAUCCUUCGCCCAUCUUGUUUUACCCAAUUAGUAGCACAGAAAUUCGUUGCUUAGUUGACAUACCUGGCCAAAAGCUUCCUUCGAUUGCUAAUGGUGAAAUGGCGAAAUAUUUGAAGACUGUGGUGGCUCCUCAGGUUCCACCCGAGCUCCAUGAUUCCUUUACAUCUGCUGUGGAUAAUGGAAAUAUUAGAACAAUGCCGAAUAGAACUAUGCCUGCUGCACCCUAUCCCACUCCUGGAGCCGUUUUACUGGGCGAUGCUUUCAACAUGCGCCAUCCUUUAACCGGUGGAGGAAUGACUGUAGCCCUAUCGGACAUUGUAGUGCUAAGGGACCUUCUUAGGCCGUUGCAGAACCUGAAUGAUGCCGAUGCAUUGUGCAGAUACCUUGAGUCGUUUUAUACUUUGCGUAAGCCAGUGGCAUCUACAAUCAAUACUUUGGCUGGAGCCCUGUACAAAGUGUUCUGUGCUUCUCCUGACCAAGCGAGGAAGGAAAUGCGCCAAGCAUGUUUCGACUAUUUGAGCCUUGGAGGUACUUGCUCAACAGGACCUGUGGCUCUGCUAUCUGGGCUUAACCCGCGCCCAUUGAGCUUAGUCAUGCACUUCUUUGCGGUGGCCAUAUAUGGAGUUGGUCGUCUGCUCGUACCGUUUCCUUCUCCCAAGCGAUUAUGGAUUGGAGCUAGAUUAAUCUCGGCUGCAUCUGGGAUCAUAUUUCCCAUCAUAAAGGCAGAAGGGGUCAGGCAAAUGUUCUUUCCUGCAACGGUACCAGCUUAUUUUAGAGCUCCUCGUGUUAAGUAAAUCAUCUUGAACUGGAAAAACCAUCUGGGAUCAUAAACCAUUCUUUUUGCUCAUCUUCCCUUGCUCAAAACAAGAUAUGUGUACACGUUCAACCUUUUCAGAGGAGUUAACUAGCGAGGUAGAAAUGUAAAACCCAUUGUGCAUGAUUAACAAACUUCAAACUGUAGAAAAGAGACCAUCAAGCUUAACCAUGUUGUAUUACAAUUACAAUGAAGAUGUGCUUUGUUCUUUGGGCUCUCUCCAAUCAA
This is a messenger RNA of Ipomoea triloba (trilobed morning glory), 2109 nucleotides long. Its product is annotated as squalene epoxidase 3-like. The coding region runs from base 98 to 1861 and encodes 587 amino acids. The record is from RefSeq and is a predicted model, not a curated record. The transcript has 8 exons. Lineage: Eukaryota; Viridiplantae; Streptophyta; Magnoliopsida; Solanales; Convolvulaceae. Gene Ontology annotation, molecular function: flavin adenine dinucleotide binding; squalene monooxygenase activity. Gene Ontology annotation, biological process: sterol biosynthetic process. Gene Ontology annotation, cellular component: endoplasmic reticulum; membrane.